AUGUCGCGUACAAAUGAAGACUGGGCGGAAGCAAUUGAGGCCCACGUAGCUCAAGUAAACAAGCUAACCUCCGAACCCAUCGCUUCCAGUAUUCUUCUCCCCGACAGUAGCUUCGCCCAGUUCAUCGAUCACACACUACUGAAAUCGAACGCAACACUAUCGCAAAUAGAUCAGCUGUGCAAUGAAGCUAUCAAAUAUAAAUUCAAGUCAUGCUGCGUAAACGGGGUCAAUAUCGCCCAAGUGGCCCAACGUUUACAGGAUUCCGCAAGUGUACCUUGUGCCGUCGUUGGAUUUCCCUUGGGCGCCUCAAAGUCCUGCAUUAAAGCUUCGGAGACUAAAGAAGCUAUUCAGGAUGGCGCCCAAGAAAUCGAUAUGGUUAUCAACAUCGGAGCACUACAGUCUGGGAACUACAUCCUGGUCUACGAAGACAUCCAGGAAGUCGUCGCGGCUGCUUCCGGGGUCAUCGUCAAAGUUAUCCUUGAAACCAUCUUCUUGACAGAUGCUGAGAAGAUUGCAGCAUGCUUCCUUGCGGCAGAAGCUGGUGCUGCGUUCGUGAAGACGUGCACCGGGUUUUGCGGAGGGGGAGCUACCGUCGAGGAUGUUUCACUGACGCGGAGGUCAGUCGCCUACAAAGGCGGCAGUGUCAAGGUCAAGGCUUCUGCUGGGAUCAGGAGCUUCGACAAAUGUAUGGACAUGAUAAGGGCGGGCGCCGAUAGACUGGGAACAUCCUCUGGUGCUUCUAUCAUGGAGAGAAGCCCAACUGGCGAAGGCAGCUACUAA
Molecule: messenger RNA, 780 nt
Organism: Pleurotus ostreatus (oyster mushroom)
Lineage: Eukaryota; Fungi; Basidiomycota; Agaricomycetes; Agaricales; Pleurotaceae
Exons: 4
Coding region: 1-780 (259 amino acids)
Biological process (GO): carbohydrate catabolic process; deoxyribonucleotide catabolic process
Cellular component (GO): cytoplasm
Molecular function (GO): deoxyribose-phosphate aldolase activity
Source: RefSeq, a predicted model, not a curated record